AUGUCAACUGAAGCAGAUGUGCCGCUUAUCAAUUUCCCCUCUUCGGAAAAUUCUUUUACUAGAGCAUUUCUCGAAUUCGUCAAGAAUUACGAAGCUACACUUGCCUUUAUCGACCCUGUCACGGAGGAGAAGCUGUCGUUUUGGGAUCUAGAAAAGACAGUGAGCCAGAUAAGAUAUCAUCUAGACAAGAUGGAGCUGAGUAAGAGUAACAUUGUCGCUACACUUUGUGGGAACUCUAUUGACUUUAUUCUGAUGUGUUUGGCAGCAAUCGAUCUAGGGAUUGCCAUUGUUCCUAUCAAUCCUGCUUCUACAGUCUAUGAAAUCGAAAAGUACCUGGUUUCCUGUGAAAUUGACCAUGUGAUUAUUGAGAAAACUUAUGAGGACAAGAUGAAAAAAGCCCAAGGCAGGCAAGAAAAGUUCUCCAAAAUUCCCAUCAUAGUACUGAGUGACUUACGUGGACUACAAGAAGGAGAGAGAAUUCCCACCAAG
This is a messenger RNA of Strongylus vulgaris, 489 nucleotides long. Lineage: Eukaryota; Metazoa; Nematoda; Chromadorea; Rhabditida; Strongylidae. The record is from the annotation of a GenBank genome assembly.